GCCCAGCCGCCAUGUCGGCGGCGCCGGGAGAGCCCGGGCUGGGGCCUCCCGUGGGCGCCCGGUUCUUCUGUACGGCGGGCCGCGGCCUGGAGCCGUUCCUGAUGCGGGAGGUGCAGGCGCGGCUGGCGGCCACGCAGGUUGAAUAUAUUUCAGGAAAGGUUUUUUUCUCCACCAGUUCUGAUUUGAAUAUGCUGAAGAAAUUAAAAUCUGCAGAAAGGUUGUUUUUACUGAUUAAAAAGCAGCUUCCAUUCACUGUUUCUUCUGUAUCUAAAGGAAAAAUAUUUAGUGAAAUACAAAGACUUAUAAAUGAUGAUCCAGGAAAUUGGUUGAACGUCAUUUCAAUUUGGAAAAAUCUUCUUGAACUGAAUACAGAAAAUGAAAAACUUCCUCAAAGAGACACUAACCCACUAAAAAGAAAAGUGGGAGAAAAUGAAACUCUUGUUGCUAAGAAAUCAAAGACAGAGCAAACACGAAAGAUAGAAGAGAACAUGGAAUGCCAGGUGGGCAAACAGAGAGAAGAAGAAACCCUGGAGCAAAGAGAGCCUGUCGCUACCAGGGAAGAACUUCCAGAAGCAGCAUCAGAGAAUGACGUGGAGAAAGCAGUGGAAACCCAUCCCCAGGGCCAGUUGACUUUCCGAGUUUCCUGCCGCUGCAGCGGAACCAUUGGAAAGGCCGUUACUGCACAGGAGGUAGGAAGAGUAAUUGGAAUUGCUCUUAUGAGACAGUUUGGAUGGAAAGCAGAUUUAAGGGAUCCAAACUUAGAGGUCUUUAUCCAUCUAAAUGACAUUUACUCGGUGGUUGGGAUUCCUGUGCUCAGGGUGCCUUUAGCCAGCAGGGCGUACAUUAAGACGGCCGGACUGCGAUCCACCAUAGCUUGGGCAAUGGCCUCUCUUGCUGAAAUUAAGGCUGGUGCAUUUGUUUUAGAUCCCAUGUGUGGACUUGGAACAAUACUUCUGGAAGCUGCUAAGGAGUGGCCAGACGUGUUUUAUGUGGGUGCUGAUGUUAGUGACUCACAGCUACUCGGUGCCUGUGACAAUCUAAAAGCUGCCGGACUUGAGGAUAGAAUUGAGUUACUUCAACUCUCUGUUUUAGAAUUGCCACUGCCAUCAGAAAGUGUUGAUAUUAUUAUUUCUGACAUUCCAUUUGGGAAAAAGUUUAAGUUAGCAAAAGACAUCGAAAGAAUUCUACAAGAAAUGGAGAGCAGGCUCUUCAGCAUCUCGCAGGAUUGCAUGUUCGCAGGACCCAGGGGAAGGUGUCUCCAUCGCUGUCUCCACAGCACCGCUAGACAGAGCUCGGCUGAACGAGGGCCCGUGAACUCUCAGAAGGCUGACAGUCCAAGGGUGCUCCAUGCCGGAGGAACCAUUGUACUGUUGCUUAGUGAGAAUCACUACCUGUGCCUUAACGACCGUGAAGAGAGCAGCCUGCCUGUGAAUUCCAAGGGCAGCCACACAGAUGAACCUGGACCUGAAAAAUGCUCGAACCCUGAAGAAAACAUCGACAUACCAGAGACAGUUUCGUCUUCACAGGGAGCCAGUAACCAAGAGUACUUCUGUAAAAUGUCACCAUUUGGCUCUUUGGUCCCCGAGGAUUGCUACAAAGUUAGCCUUGGGAAAACAGAGGCGUUCAUGUGUAAAUACAGGAAGGCACACUCUUCGGGACCGUAGCCGGGACCGUAGCCGGCUGCUGCCACCAGCCAGCUCCAGCUCUUUAUCCAGAGUCCCACGCGAACAAAGUCCCCAAAGACUUGGCUGAUUGACACACGUUUUUAGUAAGAGUCUCUGCGCGCUCCUCUGAACUGCGUAAUGUUUUUGACAAAAAAAAAAAAAAAAAAAAGUGAAUAUUUAAGUUUUGUAUCUGUCAGAAAGCCCUGCUCAGCCAUGAACUGUCUCUGAGCAGAAGUCUCAGCUUCAGGGCUUGACACGAGUGUGUCACGGUCCACUCGAGCUCGGUGAUACGUUAACGUGCAGAUUUCUAGAAAUGGAGAAGCCUUUACAUGUAAUUUCUUUGGAUAUUAAACUUGAUUAUAUAAUUUUCUCCUCCACUGGAAUGAAGAUAACUAUUGUUUGCAGUACAUUUUUAUAUGUCAUAUCAUGUAAAACAUCAGUAGGAAGAAGAAUUCGAAUUAAACGAGUAUCCUCCAACCUGAUGGAAAAUGACAUUUGCUUCUUUCCUAAAAGCAUGAAUAAAUUGUCACCUCACCCAUAUUUGUAGAAGUUCAAUGUGUUUCUUAAG
This is a messenger RNA of Lepus europaeus (European hare), 2232 nucleotides long. RefSeq names its product THUMP domain containing 2 (gene THUMPD2). The record is from RefSeq and is a predicted model, not a curated record. The coding region runs from base 12 to 1664 and encodes 550 amino acids. NCBI's taxonomy places the organism in Eukaryota, Metazoa, Chordata, Mammalia, Lagomorpha, Leporidae. The transcript is spliced from 11 exons. Gene Ontology annotation, biological process: tRNA methylation. Gene Ontology annotation, molecular function: tRNA (guanine) methyltransferase activity; RNA binding.